Molecule: messenger RNA, 2889 nt
Organism: Pipistrellus nathusii (Nathusius's pipistrelle)
Lineage: Eukaryota; Metazoa; Chordata; Mammalia; Chiroptera; Vespertilionidae
Source: the annotation of a GenBank genome assembly
AUGGAUGAACAGGCUCUUUUAGGGCUAAAUCCAAAUGCUGAUUCAGACUUCCGACAAAGGGCCCUGGCCUAUUUUGAGCAAUUAAAGAUCUCCCCAGAUGCCUGGCAGGUGUGUGCAGAGGCUCUGGCCCAGAGGACAUACAGUGAUGAUCACAUCAAGUUUUUCUGCUUUCAAGUUUUAGAACAUCAAGUUAAAUAUAAAUAUUCAGAACUAACUACUGUUCAACAGCAACUAAUUAGGGAGACGCUCAUAUCUUGGCUUCAAGCUCAGAUGCUGAAUCCUCAACCAGAGAAGACUUUUAUACGAAAUAAAGCAGCCCAAGUCUUCGCCUUGCUUUUUGUUACAGAAUAUCUCACUAAAUGGCCCAAGUUUUUUUUUGACAUUCUCUCAGUAGUGGACCUAAAUCCAAGGGGAGUAGAUCUGUACCUCCGAAUCCUCAUGGCUAUUGAUUCUGAGUUGGUGGAUCGUGAUGUAGUGCAUACAUCAGAGGAGGCUCGUAGAAAUACCCUAAUAAAAGAUACCAUGAGGGAACAGUGCAUUCCAAACUUGGUGGAAUCAUGGUACCAAAUCCUGCAAAAUUAUCAGUAUACUAAUUCGGAAGUGACAUGUCAGUGCCUUGAAGUAGUUGGGGCUUAUGUAUCUUGGAUAGACUUAUCCCUUAUAGCCAAUGAUAGGUUUAUAAAUAUGCUGCUAGGUCAUAUGUCAAUAGAAGUUCUACGGGAAGAAGCAUGUGACUGUUUAUUUGAAAUUGUAAAUAAAGGAAUGGAUCCGGUUGAUAAAAUGAAAUUAGUAGAAUCUUUGUGUCAAGUAUUACAGUCAGCUGGGUUUUUCAUCAUUGACCAGGAAGAAGAUGUCGACUUCCUUGCCAGAUUUUCUAAACUGGUAAAUGGAAUGGGACAGUCAUUGAUAGUUAGCUGGACUAAAUUAAUUAAGAAUGGGGAUAUCAAGAAUGCUCAAGAGGCACUACAAGCUAUUGAAACAAAAGUGGCACUGAUGUUGCAGCUACUAAUUCAUGAGGAUGAUGAUAUCUCAUCUAACAUUAUUGGAUUUUGUUAUGAUUAUCUUCAUAUUUUGAAACAACUUUCAGUGCUCUCGGAUCAGCAAAAAGCUAAUGUAGAGGCAAUCAUGUUGGCCGUUAUGAAAAAAUUGACUUAUGAUGAGGAAUAUAACUUUGAAAAUGAGGGUGAAGAUGAAGCCAUGUUUGUAGAAUAUAGGAAACAAUUGAAGUUGUUGUUGGACAGGCUUGCUCAAGUUUCACCAGAAUUACUGCUGGCUUCUGUUCGUAGAGUUUUUAGUUCUACACUGCAGAAUUGGCAGACUACACGAUUUAUGGAAGUUGAAGUAGCAAUAAGAUUGCUGUAUAUGUUGGCAGAAGCUCUUCCAGUAUCUCAUGGUGCUCACUUCUCGGGUGAUGUUUCAAAAGCUAGUGCUUUGCAGGAUAUGAUGAGAACUUUGGUAACAUCAGGAGUUAGUUCCUAUCAGCAUACAUCUGUGACAUUGGAAUUCUUUGAAACUGUUGUUAGAUAUGAAAAGUUUUUCACAGUUGAACCUCAACACAUUCCAUGUGUACUGAUGGCUUUCUUAGAUCACAGAGGGCUGCGGCAUUCCAGUGCAAAAGUACGGAGCAGAACUGCUUACCUGUUUUCUAGAUUUGUCAAGUCUCUCAAUAAACAAAUGAAUCCUUUUAUUGAGGAUAUUCUGAAUAGAAUACAAGAUUUAUUAGAGCUUUCUCCACCUGAGAAUGGUUACCAGUCUUUGUUGAGCAGCGAUGAUCAACUAUUUAUUUAUGAGACAGCUGGAGUGCUGAUUGUUAAUAGUGAAUACCCCGCAGAACGGAAGCAAGCGUUAAUGAGGAAUCUGUUGACUCCACUAAUGGAAAAGUUUAAAAUUUUGUUAGAAAAAUUGAUGCUGGCACAAGAUGAAGAAAGGCAGGCAUCUCUAGCAGACUGUCUCAACCAUGCUGUUGGAUUUGCCAGUCGGACCAGCAAAGCUUUCAGUAACAAGCAGACUGUGAAACAAUGUGGCUGUUCCGAAGUUUAUCUGGACUGUUUACAGACAUUCUUGCCAGCUCUGAGUUGUCCCUUACAAAAGGAUAUUCUCAGAAGUGGAGUUCGCACUUUCCUUCAUCGCAUGAUAAUUUGCCUAGAGGAAGAAGUUCUUCCGUUCAUCCCAUCUGCCUCAGAACACAUGCUGAAAGAUUGUGAAGCAAAAGACCUUCAGGAGUUCAUUCCUCUUAUCAACCAGAUUACAGCCAAAUUUAAGAUACAGGUAUCUCCAUUUUUACAACAAAUGUUCAUGCCUCUACUUCAUGCAAUUUUUGAAGUGUUGCUUCGACCAGCAGAAGAAAAUGACCAGUCUGCUGCUUUAGAGAAGCAAAUGUUGCGGAGGAGUUACUUUGCUUUCCUGCAAACAGUCACAGGCAGUGGAAUGAGCGAAGUCAUAGCAAAUCAAGGUGUAGAGAAUGUAGAAAGAAUUCUAGUUACUGUGAUUCAAGGAGCAGUCGAAUAUCCAGAUCCAAUUGCACAGAAAACAUGCUUUAUCAUCCUUUCCAAGUUGGUAGAACUCUGGGGUGGUAAAGAUGGACCAGUGGGAUUUGCUGACUUUGUUUAUAAGCACAUUGUCCCUGCAUGUUUCCUAGCACCUUUAAAACAAACCUUUGACCUGGCAGAUGCACAAACAGUAUUGGCUUUAUCUGAGUGUGCAGUGACACUGAAAACAAUUCAUCUCAAGCGGGGCCCAGAAUGUGUUCAGUAUCUUCAACAAGAAUACCUACCUUCCUUGCAAGUAGCUCCAGAGAUAAUUCAAGAGUUUUGUCAAGCUCUUCAGCAGCCUGACGCUAAAGUUUUUAAAAACUACUUAAAGGUGUUCUUCCAGAGAGCAAGGCCCUAA